Messenger RNA from Patella vulgata (common limpet), 1157 nucleotides. RefSeq names its product protein CUSTOS-like. The transcript is spliced from 6 exons. Gene Ontology annotation, biological process: Spemann organizer formation; negative regulation of Wnt signaling pathway; Wnt signaling pathway. Bases 69 to 725 code for a protein of 218 amino acids. NCBI's taxonomy places the organism in Eukaryota, Metazoa, Mollusca, Gastropoda, Patellidae. The record is from RefSeq and is a predicted model, not a curated record.
UAAUGCACAAUCCACAAUUUUAUUAGACCAUUACCAUCGUGAUUCAUGGACAUGGAAGUGGUUAGAGGAUGUCGUCGAGCGAGAGUGACAACGAAGAAACUAGAAGACUGAAAGAAGCAGCUAUUUCGAUCUCAACGACUUCUCUUACAAGUAAUGGUCAUGAUGAAAAUGGACACGCUUUAUUAAAUGGAUUUAACAGAACUGCCUGUAGAAAGAUUUCAAAAAGAAUUUCGAAUACAUCAAAAGAAGAAGACAAUGAAUUGAAAACAACACCAGAAUUCAGAUCAUUUGUUGCCAAAAAGCUAGGAGCUUUUCUAGACAGCAACACAAAAUGCUGGACAAGGGAAGGUACUGAUAAUGAUCUGAACAGUUCAUCAGUUGACGAUAGUGGUUUCAGAUUGUUUUCAAGUUCCUGUGGAGACUGGAUUUCCGAAGAAGAGGCAAAUAAAAAAUUCUGCCAGCGGCGACGGAAACGUCAGAAGUCCAGCUCAAGUGAUAGCACAGAAGAUGAUCGACUUGCUGAAGCAGUCGUCCCUGAAGAUUUUAUGUCGGCUACAUCAAAUAACAAACACGAAAAAAAUUACAACAGUUUAGAAGAGAAUAGUCCAAGUAAAAAACAAAAGAAAUGCAAACAUAAAACGAAGGAGAAAGAUGCCGAUGAACAGAGUGGUAUUUUUAGUUUAAAAAAACACAAGAAGAAAAAGAGGGCAAUGUCUGGAGAUUGAAUCCAGAUCCUCUAUUUUAAGCAAAUGGUUUCUACAAUUAAUGGUUAUUUUUCGGUUUUGGAAACAGCUUUACUAUAUCAUAAACACGAGUGCAUAAAAUGUCAAAACGUUUUUAAUUGCAUCGAAACUGAAUGUAGGCUUCCCAAAAUUGAGGAUACUAAAUAGUGUAAUGAAGAACUUUAGAGACUAGGACCCUUAAAUCCAAACGAUGGACUGAUGUUUCUCAGUUAUAGUUUGAAUGUUGAUUUGAUAUAGUUUGUUUGCAACAGCUUUCCUUUGGUCGACUCCUUCCACGCGCAGCUUUAUGUCAGUUGAUAAUAUAAUCUAUGCCACGAAGUUUUUUUUAUAGCAAGUAUUACUAUUUCAUGUGCAUUCCUUGUUUUUAUUUCUUUGUAUACCGCUUUAUAUUUAAUAUCAUACAUUUCUGUUCUA